Messenger RNA from Magnusiomyces paraingens, 2718 nucleotides. RefSeq lists its product as uncharacterized. NCBI's taxonomy places the organism in Eukaryota, Fungi, Ascomycota, Dipodascomycetes, Dipodascales, Dipodascaceae. The record is from RefSeq and is a predicted model, not a curated record. Gene Ontology annotation, molecular function: nucleic acid binding; ATP binding. The transcript is spliced from 2 exons. The coding region runs from base 1 to 2718 and encodes 905 amino acids.
AUGGACAUUCGAAAGUUAUUUAUAGAAGAGAUUGAUAAUAUUAUUAAAAGUCAGGGCGAUAAAUGUCUAUUUUCCUUAGAAAAUAGUUCAAAUAAAUUUAGUGAUGAGGUAAUGCCACGAAUAAGCGAGUCAUUUCUGCCCGAAAUUUUUAUAGAAGAAAUUCAGCGUUUACCAUUUUAUCAAGACCAAAUUGUCCCGAAAGGACAUUUUGUUAUACCUGCUAGAAAUGCCAUUGUUUCUAAUGUUUAUGACAUGCUGCCCGAAAACUUCAUAAAAGCAUUAUCUCAAUACUGGGGAAUAUCUUAUGAUGAUGUAGCAUUUUAUAAUCAUCAGUAUAUUGCUUUAAAAAGCAUAUUUUCUGGAUCUUCGGUAGUUGUGUCAACUGAUACUUCAAGUGGAAAAUCUUUGGUUUAUCAGAUUCCUGUUUUCAAAGCGCUGCAAGAACAUUAUGAAACUGCAUCAUCUGAUUUCCCACCGACUGCCUUUUUUAUGUUCCCUACUAAAGCUUUAGCACAGGAUCAAUUAAGAUCUUUUCAGGUUCUUUCAAGUUUAAUUUUUGGAAACAAGUUUAAUAUUUCUUCUCAUACAUAUGAUGGUGAUACUGAUUUUUCUUUACGAGAACAACUAAGAAAUACAAGUAGUAUCCUUUUUUGUAACCCAGAUAUUUUACAUUCAGAUAUAUUGCCAAGGUGGAUAAAAUGGGAAAGAUUUUUGAAGGCUUUAAAAUUUAUUGUUAUUGAUGAAAUUCACAUUUACACUGGAGUGUUUGGUACUAAUGUUGCUUAUACACUUCGAAGGUUAAAACGAAUUUGUCAUGAAUUAGGAAAUUCUAAAGUUCAGAUAAUUUCUUGUUCAGCAACAAUAAAACAUCCUGAAAAUUUAUUGAAGUCAAUUUUUUUGAUUAAUGAAAAUGAUUUGGUGGUUAUUGAUGCUAAUUCAAACGGUGCACCUUCAGGAGAUAGACACUGGUUAGUAUGGAAUUCACCUUACAUAAAUGGAACAAAAGGACCAUAUUGCCGUGCCCAUCCAAUACAGAAUGGAACAAUACUUUUUGCUGAGCUUCUUUGCAGAAAUGUGCGAACUUUAGCAUUUUGUAAGACACGCAGAGAAUGCGAACUUUUUAUGAAAUCAAUUCAAAACGAGCUUGAGUCUCGUGGUUUGUCACAUGUUCAGGAAAAGGUCAUGACUUACAGAGGUGGAUAUUGCACAUCAGACCGCCGUGAAAUUGAAUAUAAGAUGUCUACUGGAUGCUUUAUUGGUAUUAUUUCGACCUCUGCCUUAGAACUUGGACUUGAUAUUGGUGAAAUGGAUGCUAUACUCCAUAUUGGAUUCCCUUAUAGCAUAGCUAAUUUAAGGCAACAAGCUGGUAGAGCAGGACGACGAGGAAGGUCGUCACUAUCAAUUCUUAUAGGAGGUAAUGGACCAAUAGACCAAUACUAUAUGUCGAAUCCGUCUGCUUUACUUGAUGAAGACGAUCCAGAAAUAACGCUAACAUUAGGUGAUAAUGAAAUUUUAAAUCAGCAUUUGCAGUGCGCUGCUUAUGAAAUACCUAUAUCUAUUGAAUCCGAUAAAGAGUAUUUUAGUAAUGAAAUUGACGAAAAUUUUUCUAAAGGGAAAUCUUUUAAAGACCUCGUGAAAGAAAAGCUUGUGCCUAUAGAUGAUAAAAAUAAAGAGUUUGUGUUCUAUGGACCAACACCAGAUUUUAUGCCAUUUCCUUCAUCAAACUUCUCAUUGAGAUCAAAUUCAGAAAAUGAAGGCAUGUCAUAUGUGGUUAUGACAAGUGAAAAAAUACUUGAAAAUAUUGAAAUUGAAAGAGUUCCAUUUACUUUAUAUGAGGGUGGGAUAUUUCUUUCUCAAGGAAAUAUGUAUUUAAUCGAAGUAUUGGAUAUUAAAGGACGGUCAGCUUAUGCAAAAAUGGUUCAAGUAAACUAUAUCACCAAAACACGUGAUUAUACAGAUGUUGAUCCAUAUCAUAUUGUUAAAUCGAGAAAUUUGAUGUUUCAUAGCCCCAAUAAUUUAAAAUUACCGAUUAAAUUUGGACUGGUUAACGUGAAUACGCGUGUUUUUGGUUUUUACAAAUUAGGAAAAAGCAAAAACGGUGGUUACAGCCGAAUCAUUGAUACUGUUGAAGUUUCUGAACCAAACCAAAACAUUUUUUCCCUUAAAUGUUCAGGUGUAUGGAUCUCCCUUCCUUCUCAUUUAAUGGAAAUAAUAUCUAAAAAAGGGCUUUCAGUUGCAGCUUCAAUUCAUGCUACAGAGCAUGCCAUUGUUUCAGCUCUCUCCAUUCUCCUUUCUAAUACGUUUAAUGAAUAUGACAUUGGAACGGAAUGUAAAUCACCUGAAAAAGAGUUUAAAAAAGGCUCUGUUCAAAGAAAAAGACCUGCUCAACUAAUAUUUUUUGAUCCUAGCAAAAAAUUAGUUGAUGAAAAAUCUUCUAAAAAAUUAGCUGCAACUGGUGUUAUGAAAAGGCUUUUUGAAUGUAUGGAGCAAAUAUUAAGUCUUGCUGAGACUAGAGUAGGGAACUGUAACUGCAAUUGGGGAUGCCCUAACUGUGUGGCAAGUACCUAUUGUCGUGAAAAUUCUGUUGUUCUUUCAAAACCCGGGGCUUCAAUAAUUUUACGAUAUCUUUGUGGUAUUCCUUUAGAUCUUCAUUCAGUUUUUAAUGGGCCCGAACCAAAUCUCAAGAAUAGUAAUAGCGGUGAAACCAUUGUUUAUUAG